AUGGCUGCCCCCCGCUCAGUCGAGGAGGCCAUCGACGAUGUCGAGUUGGAGAUGCAUGAGGAUCACCAUGAACACCACCAGCACUCCGUCCACCACCGGUUGCGGGCCAACUCUACCAUUAUGCAAUUCCAAAAGAUCCUCGUCGCCAACCGUGGUGAAAUCCCCAUUCGUAUCUUCCGUACUGCCCACGAACUCUCCCUCCAGACUGUUGCCAUCUACUCUCAUGAAGAUCGUCUGGGUAUGCACCGUCAAAAGGCCGAUGAAGCCUAUAUGAUCGGCCGUCGUGGCCAAUAUACCCCCGUCGGUGCCUACCUGGCUAUCGAUGAGAUUGUCAAGAUUGCCCAGGAGCACGGCGUUCAUCUCAUUCACCCUGGUUAUGGUUUCCUCUCAGAGAACGCCGAGUUUGCACGCAAAGUCGAGAAGGCCGGUAUGGUCUUCGUCGGCCCCACCGCUGACACUAUCGAUAGCCUCGGCGACAAGGUCUCCGCCCGUCAGCUGGCCAUCAAGUGCAACGUGCCCGUCGUUCCCGGUACCCCGGGCCCCGUCGAGAAGUACGAGGAGGUCAAGAGCUUCACUGACACCUAUGGCUUCCCCAUCAUUAUCAAGGCCGCCUUCGGUGGUGGUGGCCGUGGUAUGCGUGUCGUCCGCGACCAGGCCGAGCUGCGGGACUCUUUCGAGCGUGCCACCUCGGAGGCCCGCACUGCCUUCGGCAACGGUACUGUCUUUGUUGAGCGUUUCCUCGACAAGCCCAAGCACAUUGAAGUCCAGCUCCUCGGUGACAACCAGGGCAAUGUCGUCCACCUCUUUGAGCGUGACUGCUCCGUCCAGCGUCGUCACCAGAAGGUCGUCGAGAUCGCCCCCGCCAAGGACCUGCCUGUUGACGUGCGGGACAGCAUCCUCGCGGAUGCCGUCAAGCUGGCCAAGUCCGUCAACUACCGCAACGCCGGUACCGCCGAGUUCUUGGUUGACCAGCAGAACCGUCACUACUUCAUCGAGAUCAACCCCCGUAUCCAAGUCGAGCACACCAUCACUGAGGAGAUUACUGGUAUCGAUAUCGUUGCUGCCCAGAUCCAGAUUGCCGCUGGUGCUACCCUCGAGCAGCUGGGUCUGACCCAGGACCGCAUCUCCACUCGUGGCUUUGCCAUUCAGUGCCGUAUCACCACCGAGGAUCCCUCCAAGGGCUUCUCCCCCGACACCGGUAAGAUCGAGGUCUACCGUUCCGCCGGUGGUAACGGUGUCCGUCUCGAUGGUGGCAAUGGUUUCGCCGGUGCUAUCAUCACCCCGCACUACGACUCCAUGUUGGUCAAGUGUACUUGCCGUGGCUCUACCUACGAGAUUUCCCGCCGUAAGAUGCUGCGUGCCCUGGUUGAGUUCCGUAUCCGUGGUGUCAAGACCAACAUUCCUUUCUUGGCCUCGUUGCUGAGUCACCCCACCUUCAUUGACGGCACUUGCUGGACUACCUUCAUUGAUGACACUCCUGAGCUGUUUGCUCUCGUUGGCAGCCAGAACCGUGCCCAGAAGCUGCUGGCCUACCUCGGUGAUGUCGCUGUCAACGGUAGCAGCAUCAAGGGUCAGAUCGGAGAGCCCAAGUUCAAGGGCGAGAUCAUCAAGCCCGAGCUGAAGGAUGCCUCUGGCAAGCCCAUUGACGUCUCCGUUCCCUGCCAGCAGGGUUGGAAGCAGGUUCUCGACCGUGAGGGUCCCGCUGCCUUCGCCAAGGCUGUGCGUGCCAACAAGGGCUGCUUGAUCAUGGACACCACCUGGCGUGAUGCUCACCAGUCGUUGCUGGCGACUCGUGUGCGUACCAUUGACAUGCUGAACAUUGCCCACGAGACCAGCCACGCUUUCUCCAACGCCUACAGUUUGGAGUGCUGGGGCGGUGCCACCUUCGAUGUGGCCAUGCGUUUCCUCUACGAGGAUCCUUGGGACCGUCUCCGCAAGUUCCGCAAGGCCGUCCCCAACAUCCCCUUCCAGAUGCUGCUCCGUGGUGCCAACGGUGUGGCCUACUCUUCUCUCCCCGACAACGCCAUCUACCACUUCUGUAAGCAGGCUAAGAAGUACGGUGUUGACAUCUUCCGUGUCUUCGAUGCCCUCAACGACGUCGACCAGCUCGAGGUCGGUAUCAAGGCCGUCCACGCCGCCGGUGGUGUUGUCGAAGCCACCGUCUGCUACAGUGGUGACAUGUUGAACCCCAACAAGAAGUACAACCUUGAGUACUACUUGGCUCUUGUCGACAAGAUCGUUUCGCUCGGUACCCACGUGCUCGGUAUCAAGGAUAUGGCCGGUGUGCUCAAGCCCCAGGCUGCCCGUCUGCUGAUCGGUAGCAUCCGUGAGCGUUACCCCGACCUCCCCAUCCACGUCCACACCCACGACUCCGCCGGUACUGGUGUGGCCUCCAUGAUUGCCUGUGCCCAGGCUGGCGCUGAUGCCGUCGAUGCCGCCACCGACAGUCUGUCUGGUAUGACCUCUCAGCCCAGCGUUGGUGCCAUCCUGGCCUCGCUCCAGGGCACCGAGCAGGACCCCAAGCUCGACCUCGCCCAGGUCCGUGCUAUCGACACCUACUGGGCUCAGCUGCGCUUGCUGUACUCGCCCUUCGAGGCCGGUCUGACCGGUCCCGACCCUGAAGUCUACGAGCACGAAAUCCCCGGUGGUCAGUUGACCAACCUCAUCUUCCAGGCCAGUCAGCUCGGUCUGGGUCAGCAGUGGGCUGAGACCAAGAAGGCCUACGAGUCUGCCAAUGACCUGCUUGGCGACAUUGUCAAGGUCACCCCGACUUCCAAGGUUGUUGGUGACUUGGCUCAGUUCAUGGUUUCCAACAAGCUGAACGCUGAGCAAGUCAUUGAGCGUGCUGCCGAGCUCGACUUCCCGGGAUCCGUGCUGGAGUUCCUCGAGGGUCUCAUGGGCCAGCCGUUUGGUGGAUUCCCCGAGCCCCUGCGCUCCAACGCUCUGCGUAACCGCCGCAAGCUCGACAAGCGCCCCGGUCUCUACCUCGAGCCUCUUGACCUGGCUAAGAUCAAGAACGACAUUCGCGAGAAGUUCGGUGCUGCCACCGAGUGCGAUGUUGCUUCGUACGCCAUGUACCCCAAGGUCUUUGAGGACUACCGCAAGUUCGUCCAGAAGUUCGGUGACUUGUCCGUACUGCCCACUCGCUUCUUCUUGGCUAAGCCCGAGAUUGGCGAGGAGUUCCACGUCGAGCUCGAGAAGGGUAAGGUGCUGAUCCUCAAGUUGCUCGCCAUCGGUCCUCUCUCCGAGCAGACCGGCCAGCGUGAGGUCUUCUACGAGGUCAACGGUGAAGUCCGACAGGUCAGUGUCGACGACAACAAGGCCUCUGUUGAGAACACCUCUCGCCCCAAGGCCGAGGUUGGUGACAGCAGCCAGGUCGGUGCCCCCAUGAGCGGUGUUGUUGUCGAGGUCCGUGUCCACGACGGCUCGGAGGUGAAGAAGGGUGACCCUGUUGCCGUUCUGAGCGCCAUGAAGAUGGAAAUGGUUAUCUCCGCACCCCACAGCGGAAAGGUCUCCAGCCUGCUUGUCAAGGAGGGCGACUCCGUUGACAGCCAGGACCUCAUCUGCAAGAUCAGCAAGGCAUAA
Messenger RNA from Aspergillus wentii DTO 134E9, 3585 nucleotides. Its product is annotated as pyruvate carboxylase. The coding region runs from base 1 to 3585 and encodes 1194 amino acids. Lineage: Eukaryota; Fungi; Ascomycota; Eurotiomycetes; Eurotiales; Aspergillaceae. The record is from RefSeq and is a predicted model, not a curated record. Gene Ontology annotation, molecular function: metal ion binding; pyruvate carboxylase activity; ATP binding. Gene Ontology annotation, biological process: pyruvate metabolic process; gluconeogenesis. The transcript is spliced from 2 exons. Gene Ontology annotation, cellular component: cytoplasm.